This is a messenger RNA of Anguilla anguilla (European eel), 2257 nucleotides long. Its product is annotated as ras-related GTP-binding protein A-like. The transcript is spliced from 10 exons. The record is from RefSeq and is a predicted model, not a curated record. NCBI's taxonomy places the organism in Eukaryota, Metazoa, Chordata, Actinopteri, Anguilliformes, Anguillidae. The coding region runs from base 603 to 1550 and encodes 315 amino acids. Gene Ontology annotation, cellular component: Gtr1-Gtr2 GTPase complex; lysosome; nucleus. Gene Ontology annotation, molecular function: GTP binding; GTPase activity. Gene Ontology annotation, biological process: positive regulation of TOR signaling; cellular response to amino acid stimulus; cellular response to starvation.
AUCAGUCGAACUAGUUAGCUAAUGUUCUUGUGCAGUCUAUGUAUUAGUUAGUUUACUACAUAUGGUGAAUAAUGCGGUUUAACGCUUAGUAACCGUAUACUAAUUAAGAUGACAAGUUUGAGGUGGAAUAUUUCGAUAGUAGUAGUAAUUCAAUCUAGCUACAUGACGUGUAUUCCGUCAGUAUGGCAGUAGCCUUUUCGGUUCUUAAUACAAAGUGCUUGUUAAUUUGGGGUAGGUUUCUUAAAAAUAAAAAAUGAUCACAAUAUCUCUGGCAAGUUUAGCCAAAUUGCACGACUUGUUAUGAUCUAGCUAGCUAGACUAGUGACUUGUUAGCUGUCGAUCUGCCCGACUAGCUAAUUGACGAAUGUGGUUUUAGCACAGUGUCGUUUAGUCAUUAGUAAACAAAUUUGGUAAGGGUUGUUUCAUUAGAGAGCUAUAACGUUAGUUGUUUUGGGUACAAAUAAAAGUCUCCUCGAGUGAAAUCUGUGUUAACCCAGUAACAUGACACAAAGAGAGAAAUCUACAAGCAGAGGGACUGCGCUGGUGACUCUUCUUGGGUAAAAGAAAAGGCAGGUUCUGCAGCAGAUUGGCCAUCGGAGGCGAUGUCGAGCAUAGCCAUGAAGAAAAAGGUGUUGCUGAUGGGAAAGAGUGGGUCAGGCAAGACCAGCAUGAGAUCGAUCAUCUUUGCCAACUAUAUAGCCCGGGAUACCCGCCGGCUCGGUGCCACAAUUGAUGUAGAGCAUUCCCAUGUGCGUUUCCUCGGAAACCUGGUUCUGAACCUGUGGGAUUGUGGAGGGCAGGACACCUUCAUGGAGAACUACUUCACUAGUCAGCGGGACAACAUUUUCCGCAAUGUGGAGGUGCUGAUAUAUGUGUUUGACGUGGAGAGCCGUGAGCUGGAGAAGGACAUGCACUACUACCAGUCCUGCUUAGAGGCCAUCCUGCAGAACUCCCCUGAUGCCAAGGUCUUCUGUCUGGUGCACAAGAUGGAUCUGGUGCAGGAGGACCAGAGGGACCUGAUCUUUAAGGAGCGUGAAGAGGAUCUGAAAAGACUGUCCCGCCCUCUGGCAUGCACCUGCUUCAGGACUUCCAUCUGGGAUGAGACUCUGUACAAGGCCUGGUCCAGCAUCGUGUACCAGCUCAUACCCAACGUGCAGCAACUGGAGACGAACCUGCGCAACUUUGCGCAGAUCAUAGAGGCCGAUGAAGUUCUCCUGUUUGAGAGGGCCACCUUCCUGGUUAUCUCUCACUAUCAGUGUAAAGAACAGCGGGAUGCCCACCGUUUUGAGAAGAUCAGCAACAUCAUCAAGCAGUUUAAACUGAGCUGUAGCAAACUGGCAGCUUCCUUCCAGAGCAUGGAGGUACGGAACUCCAACUUUGCUGCAUUCAUCGAUGUCUUCACCUCCAACACAUACGUUAUGGUGAUCAUGUCGGACCCCACUAUACCCUCUGCAGCCACGCUCAUCAACAUCCGCAAUGCCAGGAAGCACUUUGAGAAGCUGGAGCGCGUGGACGGACCCAAACACAGUCUGCACAUGCGCAUGCGCUAGGACCGCCAGCAUCUGGCCCCUCCUGCAGAGUUCGGCACAGCUACUCAGCCAAUCAGCCCCAAGAGAGUAGUUCUGCCAGUCUGAGUGGGCUUGCUUCAGGACCUGAGACCAAGACAUGUGCCACCGUCUCACUCAAUCACUCUGUCUUUUCUACCACGAUGAAGGAAGUCCUCAAAGUUAACAGUGCUUGAAAGGUUUGUGUGGAGGGAAAUGUUCAGUUUGUACACAGUUCUCACAGGAAGUAGUUGAUCUGUCUACAAGGACUAUGAUGCCUUUCUUUCAGAUAUUUGGUUGCCUUUUCAUUGAGGAACAGUGUUUUUCUGUGAAAAUGAAAGUGUUUGAUUUGGUUUUUAACUCUGAAAGAGUUCUAUAUUAAUUACCCAUGUCAUCAACCUAAGACCCAUUUUAAGCACAGGAGUGUUGUCACAUACUAUCAAGUUUAUAAAAUGAAAAUAUGUUGGAGGGGUUUUUCCUGAAACAUUUUCGCUCUUUUAGUUCUGUACUCUAUAGUUCGCAAAGGUCUGAUUUGAACAGCAGUUGGACUGCCAAUUCAAGUUUUUUGGGGAAUGUGGGUUUUGACAAAUGGAUCAAAACAACAAUGGUCAUAACCACAUGUUGGACUGUUCUAUGCUAAAUUUACAUUAAAUUUCGUAUUUACAUUACAUUUUGUGAAUUUUGGAUUGCCAAAUAAAUAUGCAAAUAAGGGA